Capronia epimyces CBS 606.96 is the source of this 1857-nucleotide messenger RNA. RefSeq lists its product as uncharacterized. The coding region runs from base 1 to 1857 and encodes 618 amino acids. The transcript has 2 exons. Gene Ontology annotation, cellular component: nuclear chromosome. Gene Ontology annotation, biological process: positive regulation of transcription by RNA polymerase II; meiotic cell cycle. Gene Ontology annotation, molecular function: DNA binding; DNA-binding transcription factor activity. Lineage: Eukaryota; Fungi; Ascomycota; Eurotiomycetes; Chaetothyriales; Herpotrichiellaceae. The record is from RefSeq and is a predicted model, not a curated record.
AUGGACGGCUUUGAUCCUCUUGCCAUGCCAUACUUGCACAGCCCGGUGCCGUUCACAGGCGGGAACCUGCAAAACCUGGACUAUAUGAGUGUGCCAUCCGUGAUGGAUCUGCAAGAUCAAUAUUCCAACUUUGACUCGGAACCAUACAUGAGUGGGGAUGAACUGGGCUUUGCGCCUUCCUCGGCCUUGCAACACCCGGCCAUGUUGAAGCGCUACUCUUCAGGACUCGAAGACCCUUUUGCCGAAAGCACCAUAGCUCAAUUCGACCAAGUGCCCAAUGAAGGCGUGCCCGAGAGUCCUUCAAUCGAUCGCGACAGCAAAUAUCUCAGCUUCUCCAUGGCCCAGUACAACUUUACUUUGCUCGAUGAUUCAUUCCGCCGCACAUCCGUCAACAUUAACGCUCAACUUCACGGCAUGUUUUUUCUGGCCGAGUCACAGUGGCCUGCGACAGCUGAUACACCUCCACCACCUCCAGAAUUGACCUGCUAUAGACGGAAUCUUUUCCAGAUCACUGGCUCAGUGACACUCCCGAGGAAUCUCAGAUAUGUCUUCACCGAUGAUGGAUCCCGGAUCCCCAUCUAUGAAUUAGAGCUGGCUGUGUCCGCGACGGAGUCGGUGGAGGGCAACGCGGUCAAGAUCAUUUCUGUACCAUGGAAGACGCCGGCCAGUGGAGAUCAGGCCAAACCCGAAGACAAAGGUGAACGAGAGCCUCCCACGAUUCCAUUGGAUAAGAUGUCGGGACAGGAUCUCGACACCGACUACACCACAUUCCCCAUCCAGUGGAAGCGCCUACAGUUUCGCAUAGCCACCGCAAACAACGGCCGAAGAAAAGAACUGCAACAGCAUUUUACCCUUCACCUCAAGAUCAUGGCGUCGCUGUCGACCGGCGGCAAGAUUUCCAUCGCGGAGGCCCAUUCGGGUGCCGUCAUUGUGCGAGGGAGAAGUCCCCGAAACUUUGCGGCUCGGAAAGACAUGCCUCUGAGUAGCAGUUCGACGGCUCGAAAACAUCUGCCUUCCACUUCGCGGGCCGGCGCAAGCCAGACGUCGGCCCCUCAAGUCACUUCUGCUCCCAAGAUAAAAUCACCACCGGACGAGCCGGCACAAGUGAUGAUGCCAUAUGACACUAGUAACGGCGAGCUGAAAUCGACAGAGACAGACACCCACAACUGGAUGUCGCAAGUUUUACCCGAUCCCCUUCCCACGACCUCUUACCCGGCCGCAAUGAAUCCUCCUCCGAUGCCACCGUUCUCCCAAGACCCCACCCCCGAACUUGGAACCCCGGGGCCAUUCCCAUUCACAUUCCCGCAAGAGAUGCCAUCAACAAGCAAUCGUCCACUGAGUUUACAUUUCGGAAGCGACGAUGAGGGUAGUCCCUAUCCUCAGCAACAACAAGGAUCGAGACAUUCUUCUCGACCUCCCACUUCGAACCCAUCCCCGUCUUUGGUCAACAAAGGUCAGACCGGGACUUACGCCAACCACGCCUCACAAGGGCAUGCCAUUAUUUCAAACCAAGGCACAAGUGGAAGUGGAAAUCGGCCUAGAAUACACGGUCACGGCAUGUCGGUAACGAGUGUCCCCAAUUCGACGACCGGCGUGAACAACUCACAGACCUCCAUUCCAGGAGUGUCGUCUCAAAGGCCUGAACUGCUUGCCGCCAAAUCGAGCCAGUCCUACAUUGGCGAGGGGAAAAGUGCAGAUGAGCUGUACGAGUAUUUCCCGCUGGGUCUGGACGAUUGGAUGCCACCUGUGGAUGCGGUAUUCCGGCCACAUGUCGUCCAUCACAGCGGGCCGUUACCGCCUGAUCCACGGUCGCCAGGGCGGCAUACGAGCAAACGGUAUUUCAGUGAGGUGGUAUGA